Molecule: messenger RNA, 1437 nt
Organism: Caenorhabditis elegans
Lineage: Eukaryota; Metazoa; Nematoda; Chromadorea; Rhabditida; Rhabditidae
Gene: lipl-3
Product: Lipase lipl-3
Exons: 7
Coding region: 6-1220 (404 amino acids)
Biological process (GO): lipid metabolic process; lipid catabolic process
Cellular component (GO): lysosomal lumen; extracellular region
Molecular function (GO): hydrolase activity, acting on ester bonds
Source: RefSeq, marked reviewed
ACGGAAUGUGCUCUUCGCUUUGUGCACUACUGCUCGUGAUUCUUGCGGUUCAUAAUGUGCACGCGAAAAGUGAUCCAGAACUUCAUAUGACUACGCCCCAAAUCAUUGAGCGAUGGGGUUAUCCGGCAAUGAUCUAUUCAGUGACUACAGAUGACGGGUACAUUUUGGAACUUCACAGAAUUCCGCAUGGAAAAACAAAUGUAACAUGGCCCAAUGGAAAACAACCCGUAGUUUUUAUGCAGCACGGACUUUUGUGUGCAUCCACAGACUGGACUAUGAACCUGCCCGAGCAAAGUGCAGCAUUCAUAUUCGCUGAUGCGGGAUUCGAUGUGUGGCUUGGCAACAUGCGCGGGAACACUUACAGCAUGAAGCACAAAAACUUGAAGGCCUCGCAUUCGGAUUUCUGGGAGUGGAGUUGGGAUGAAAUGGCCACCUAUGAUUUGCCGGCAAUGAUAGACAAAGUUUUGGAAGUUACUGGACAGGAGAGCUUAUAUUAUAUGGGACAUUCUCAAGGAACUCUGACUAUGUUUAGUCAUUUGUCGAAAGACGAUGGAAUUUUCGCGAAGAAGAUCAAAAAAUUCUUUGCUCUGGCGCCAGUUGGAUCGGUGAAGGAUAUCAAGGGAUUUUUGUCAUUUUUUGCGCAUUAUUUUUCACUGGAAUUUGAUGGCUGGUUCGACGUUUUCGGCGCCGGUGAGUUCCUGCCAAACAACUGGGCGAUGAAGCUCGCCGCCAAGGACAUUUGCGGCGGCCUGAAAAUCGAAUCGGAUCUCUGUGACAAUGUGUGCUUCCUGAUUGCCGGACCGGAAAGUGAUCAGUGGAACUCCACACGAGUUCCGGUCUACGCAUCCCAUGAUCCAGCUGGUACUGCCACACAGAAUAUUGUGCAUUGGAUUCAGAUGGUUCGGCACGGAGGUGUCCCGGCGUAUGAUUGGGGGAGUAAGGAGAAUAAGAAGAAGUAUGGGCAGGCAAAUCCACCAGAGUACGACUUUACCGCUAUCAAGGGAACUCAAAUUUAUCUGUACUGGAGUGAUGCAGAUUGGCUAGCUGAUAAGACUGAUAUCACCAAUUACUUGCUGACUCGCUUGAAUCCUGCUAUAAUUGCGCAGAACAACUACUUCACUGACUACAAUCAUUUCGAUUUUGUCUUCGGGCUCCGAGCUCCAAAUGAUAUUUAUCUCCCGAUUGUGGAUAUUUGCACAAAGGACUAUAAUGGAAAAUGAAUAUGCACUUUUUUUGAUUUUAAGUUAUCCGUUAAUCAAGGAAUGCGUCUGCCUCCACUAAAACCUAUCAUCAGAACCAAAGAUAAUUGAUUUGUUAUUGUCAGAAAAAUGUGUGAAUAAUAUUUUGUCAAUGCCAUCUUUUUUCUUCUAUUUUUUUUUCAAUUUCUCAUUUUCACCGAGACGUACAUGGUACUAUGAAUUCGGAAGUCGAACCUGA